AUGACAAAAUGUUUAAUUCAUCAAAGAUCACACGAAAUCAUUUGUUAUCAAUGUAAUAGUUUAUUGUGUUCCCAAUGUUAUAAAGAUCAUUCUGAUCAUACCGAUCAUGUGGAACAUAUUUCAGAUAUCAAACAUGCAUUCAGUACAUUAAGAUUAGAUGAUAUUAAAGGCGAUACCACCACAACAACCAAUAAUGAUUUUAAUAAUGUUAAUAACCAUGGUAAUAUUUUUCAUUCACAAAUCAAUGAUAUAUGGGAAUCAUUAAGAUCAUCGACAUCCAGAUAUCAAGCAUUAUCAAAAACAGAGAAUGAAAUCAAACAAUUCUUUGAAGAAAUGCAUCAAUUUCUAACCAUUAAAGAACAUAAACUACAAAGAGAUAUUAUCAAUGAUAAACAAACAAUCACAAAACAAAUCGAUAAAAAAAUCAUGAAUUUGAAAUAUUUAGUUAAUAUUAUAAAUAUCUCUAAUAAGUUAAAUAAUAACGAUAUUAGUAAUAGUGAACUUAAUAAUGAUAUUUGUGAUGAUCAGUCAAAGAUAACAGAUACCACAACAUUAUAUUCAACAACAACAAUAAUGGAAUCAAUAACAACAAGUUCAUCAUUACAAUCAUUCAUCAAUCAUAAUAAUCAAACAUUAUUCAAUGAAUAUCUUGAUCUAUUCGAUACUGAUGAACUUCUCAAACAACACACCAAUGAUACGUCAUCAUUAUUAUUAGAUAUCAUUCAUAAAUACAACAAUCAAUUCAAUGAAUCAACAACAAUCACAGACAAUAAUAACUUAGCAUUAUCAUCAUAUAAAUUAUCAAUAAAACAACCUGAUUUCAAUCAAUUGAAUUCAAUCAUUGAACAAUCAAUCAAACUUGAUAAAAUAGAAUCAAUAAAUACAACAACAAACAAUCACAAUAAACAAUCAUAUAUUUCCACAACACAUUUACAAAGUGAUCAGCAAGUAAAUGUUGACAACGCAGAUUUGGACACAGGCCACAUAACAUGUAAAUUUACCGAUCAUUGCAAUACUAUUGAUGACUUGCUUAUUGCUUUGAAAAAUGUGGAUAUAGUUCCAUUAUCAUACCCUUUAAUGCUUGGUCCUUUGGCGAUAAUCGAAUUGGAAUCUAGAUUGAUAUAUUCAGUUCUUCAAAGAGAUUGGCCAUUUGAUAAGAUAUUAACUGACAUCAAAGGCACAGAAAUCGAAAUAAAACCUUUUGAUGGUGAUUUGCCAAAUUGGUGCGUGUAUCUCCUCCCAUUGAAACCAAUCUAUGACACUUCGAUGUUGAAUACUAUCAUCUAUUUCAAACAUUCCAAGUGUGUGCUUCAUGGUGAUUUUUGUAAAGUGUCAAUGCCUACCUCUGACGAGAGAGAUACACUACUGGAUUUGAAAUUUAUAAGUACAGAUAGCAACAAGUACUGGGUAUAUGACAACUCUAUACUUCGUCAGAUACAGUCUCUCCGAAAGGAAAUCCCAAAGGUUCAAUUCGAAUUCUUGAUGAAAAUUAAAAGUGACCUCGACUCUAUACUCGCUAGAAAUCAAAUUGUAUUUCAAAUGAUUGACGAUUCACAAACAUUGGUAUUUCUCUCGCCAAAUCCAAUGAAUUCUAGUUUGAUAGAGUUCAACGAACUUAUAGAUUCUAAAUACAAGCUAGGACAAGAGGAAAUCACAUGUACAAAAUCGAAACUUGUUAUGGAUGUCAUUAAGGAUAUGUUCUAUGGAAAACAAUCAACAUUUCACUUUACUAAGCUUGGCAAUGGUGUUUAUGAGAAAUCAGUGAUUAUUUACAUGUAUGGUCCAAUCAGCGAAAUCGAUUCAAUCUCCAAAGAAAUUUCCAAAUCGUCCUAUCAGUCAUUCCAAUUGAGCACAAAUAUCAACAUGGAGAGACAAAUUCUCAAAGAUAAUGAGAAGGAGCUGCACCAAUUCAAAGUUAGAUUUGCAUUUGUAGGAAACCACAUUGCUGCAUAUGGUAAUUCCGAUUCAAUAGUGAAGCUUUUCAAAUUUAUCGUGAAAAUGUUGAAUCGCCCCAUAGGUGCUGAAAUGACUUAUGGUAUGGAUGCAAACGUUAAAGCAGAAAUAGAAUUAGGUGAGCAAGAUUUGGUGGCUCAUGAUCAGUCAACAAAUUGCAGAUUUGAAUUUAUGCGUUAUUGCAGAGCAAUCGACAGUGACUCCUUGGGAGAUAGAGUUAGCGAUCGUGAAGUUAAGCUUAUGACCACCAUCAUUCCAGUGAAAGCAAGACCUGUCGAAAGACAUCAAAGCGGUGAACUUUGGCAUCAGUACUUUUAA
Molecule: messenger RNA, 2271 nt
Organism: Heterostelium album PN500
Lineage: Eukaryota; Evosea; Eumycetozoa; Acytosteliales; Acytosteliaceae
Product: B-box zinc finger protein
Exons: 6
Coding region: 1-2271 (756 amino acids)
Molecular function (GO): zinc ion binding
Source: RefSeq, a predicted model, not a curated record